Trichechus manatus latirostris (Florida manatee) is the source of this 3358-nucleotide messenger RNA. RefSeq names its product IQ motif containing B1 (gene IQCB1). The record is from RefSeq and is a predicted model, not a curated record. Gene Ontology annotation, molecular function: calmodulin binding. Gene Ontology annotation, biological process: cilium assembly. The transcript is spliced from 15 exons. Gene Ontology annotation, cellular component: cilium. Lineage: Eukaryota; Metazoa; Chordata; Mammalia; Sirenia; Trichechidae. The coding region runs from base 249 to 2045 and encodes 598 amino acids.
UCUGAGGCACGUAGUGGGAGCUGGGCCUUUGGGUGGAGGAGCCCGAAGCGAAGAUGAAAUAACGGACCUAAGGUGGUGGCCGGGGAAGGAGAGGACUUCUGUAUACCGGGAGGCCCGGACCCCCGGCUCCUGGGGCAAGUAACCAGUAAUCCGUGGAUGCGGUAACAGGCACGGCCAGGGAGACGUGACUCCUGUAGGAUCAAGGCAGACGCCGGAGCUGUUGCUCUGGCAACAGGGUGAUAAGAGAAAUGAAGCCAACUGGUACAGACCCAAGGAUAUUAUCUCUAGCUGCUGAAGUCGCAAAAAGUCCUGAGCAGAAUGUCCCUGUUAUAUUGCUAAAGUUAAAAGAAAUAAUAAACAGCACAUCUUUAGGAAGCUCAGAGUUGAAGAAAAUCAAACAAGACAUAUAUUGUUAUGAUCUCAUUCAAUAUUGCCUCUUGGUCCUCAGUCAAGAUUAUUCUCGAAUCCAGGGUGGUUGGUCUACAGUUUCCCAACUUACACAAGUGUUAAGCCAUUGCUGUGUGGGCUUGGAGCCAGGAGAAGAUGCAGAGGAAUUUUACAGUGAAUUACUGCCAUCAGCUGCAGAAAGUUUUCUGAUUUUGGGGAGACGAUUACAAACAUGUUUCAUCAAUGCAGCUAAGGGAGAAGAAAAAGAUGAAUUACUACACUUUUUCCAAAUUGUGACUGAUUCUCUCUUCUGGCUAGUGGGAGACCAUGUUCAACUCAUUCAGAAUGUACUUCAAAGUGAUCAUUUCUUGCACUUACUGCAAACUGACGAUGUUCAGAUAGGAUCUACAGUCAUGACUAUGCUACAGAACAUACUACAUAUCAACAGUGGUGGUUUACUCAGAAUAGAAGGAAAAAACCUGCAUUCAAUUUUAGAUGAAGUUGUUUUCAAGCUUUUGUCAACUCCUAGUCCUACAAUAAGAAGUACUGCUACAAAGCUCCUACUGUUGAUGGCUGAGUCGCAUAAGGAAAUUUUGAUUUUAUUGAGACUGAGCGCCUGCUACAAAGGACUCAGAGGUCUACUAAAUAAACAGGAAACUGGAACAGAAUUUAGUCAAGAACUCAGACAGCUUCUUGGCCUUUUAAGUCCUAAGGUCUAUCAGGACAUAGAAGAGCAGAACCUGCAUAAAGCAGCUUGUGUGAUUCAAGCUUAUUGGAAGGGUUUCCAGACUAGAAAGAGAAUAAAGAAGCUUCCGUCUGCUGUGACUACUUUGCAAAGGAGUUUCAGAACUAAACGAACAAAGAUAUUGCUGAAGUUAAAUAGGCAGAAGGAAGAAGAGGACCACAGAUUACAAUUGCAACUUCAAAGACAGAGAGCCAUGAGACUUUCCCGAGAAUCACGACUGAGUCUGCUGGAGAUAGUUCAUCCAGGUCAGGUGGAAAAACACAAUCGGGAAAUGGAAGAGAAAUCAGCAUUGAUUAUCCAGAAACAUUGGAAAGGGUACAGGGAAAGGAAAAAAUUUCACCAACAGAGGCCAUCUCUUAUGGAGUAUAAAGCAGCUGUCACACUUCAGAGAGCAGCUCUUAAAUUCCUAGCAAAAUGCCGUAAGAAAAAGAAAGUAUUUGUCCCUUGGCAAGGACUCCGAGGGCUCACUGAUGCACGCAGAGUUGAACUGAAGCAACAAGUGGAUGACUAUGUGAGACGACACCCAAGCUCUCCGAUGUCAGAUGUGGCCAGCAGGGAGCUGCAUGCCCAGGCUCAAGAACGACUGCAACACUACUUUAUGGGCAGGGCCCUAGAAGAGAGAGCCCAGCAGCAUAGGGAGGCUCUGAUGGCUCAGAUCAGCACCAACAUUGAGCAGUUAAUGAGAGCACCAAGUCUGAAGGAGGCAGAGGGGAAAGAACCUGAACUCUUCAUCAGUAGAUCCAGGCCUCUGGCAGCCAAGGCCAAGCAGGGCCAUCUCGCCACCUUAAAGCACAUACAAGCACCCUGGUGGAAGAAGCUUGGGGAGGAACCAGGAGAUGAGAUUGAUGUCCCAAAGGAUGAGCUUAGUAUAGAAUUAGGAACUUUAUUCAUUGGUGGAACCAAACCCCCUUAGGGAGUUACCCAGAGAACUGACACAAAUCCUGUAUUUCAGGAGAUUAUAUUGGUUCUGUCUCUGUCAUGCUAGUAGACUAGGGCUGUCGUAACUCACUGUUUUCCAGAGGCUUCUCUUCAAACUGUACUUGCAGACAGUAAGCAAAGAGGUAUCUUCUACCUCUAUCCCAUUUCUCUUUCUCUUUUCUCCACAACUCCUGUCCCUGGCCACACACAAAUUUGUAUGGCUUUUAUUGUGAAACUUAACUCAGCUUGGCAUUCUAUUUAUAUUAAAUGUGAGGAGAUUUCUGUUGUUUCUAACAAAGUUUUUUAUAAAUAAAUAUUUUCAACAGUUCUGAAAGACUUGUCAGGCAUACUUCAACUUUUCACAUUUGUUAUUUAGAACUCCUGUUUUUCUGUUAAUACAGGAACUGUGCUCUUGGCCUUUAUUAAGACGAAGAAAAGAAAUGGUCAACUGAAGGGUGUUUUACUAUUUUCUACAAAACAGUGGUUGAACCCAUUUUCUGUUAUUUCUAUAAUAAGCUACAAAACAAAAUCCUCCUACAAUUCAAUGCAAGAAAAGUUUCUCCAGAUAAAAUUUCAUUUUUUAAAAUUAAGCUAUGAGAACUGUAUAACCAAUUGUUCCCCUCUUUGUCUUAUGUCCUAGGAAUCUCAGAGCUAAAUAUAAUGUUUAAUUUCUGUUACAAUCCUAGGUGCCAUAUGGUUAUUUGGUUCCAACCUAAUAAUUUCUGAUUUCUCUCUUUGUGUUUUAAUACCACCUCAAUUUGUGUUCGAAACACUAUGAAAUUUAAAUUAAAAUCAAUUAACAAAUCACAAGGAUUUGUUAAUUCAUAAGGAUCCUUGAGAGUGUUUAUUAUAUAAAUGAGUAUAAAUACCAGUAUUUCUGGAUGAGAGGACCAAAUAGUAUAAUGUCUAUUCUCCUCAAAUUAAUAUUAGUAAAAUUCUAGUCAAAAUUAUAAUGUAACUUCCACUCAAAAUUGGGAAGAAAUGUGUAAAAUUCAUCUGUAAGAAUAAGCAGAUGAGAGUUCUGGUUUCACUUAGAAUGUAGAAAGCUAUACAAAAAUGUUGAUCCCACCUGAACAACAGAAAAUGCCAGAUAAUCUACAAAAGUCAUCUUUUUUGAGCCCAUCCAAUAGCUGAGGCCUCAAGACAGCCAGUAAACUGAGAUGGGAUUCAGUUUAUGUGAAACUGUUUCAUCUUUAGUAGCACACAGGAAAGGAGCCCUGGUGGCACAGCCAUCAAGCGCUUGGCUGUUAACCCAAAGCUUGGCAGUUUGAACCCGCCAGCCACUCUGCAGGAUAAAGAUGUGGCAGU